AUGGCGGGGGAGGAGCCCGUGGAGGGAAGCCAGAGUAGGAGUCGGAUGGAUCUGAACCUCACACAAUUGCCGCGGCCUCUAGGACAGCUGGGAGGGGCUAUUGAUUGUUUGGAGCUGGCAAAACUGCAGGAGCUGCCCAUCGCUGAAGUUCCAAGAACGGGUGAGGUAGCAGGGUUGCAGGCACCAGAGGAGACACCGCUACAGCCCGCGGUGUACUCUUCAUCCAAUGCACUAUCCAUGCCAGAGCUCCCCACUCCGGAGCUAUCGCUUAUAGAUCCGAUGAUCAUUGAGUGGAUCGACAACCUAACUACAAACAGUGGAGAGGGUCUUGAUGUUGGUGAACCUGCUGCGGUGCCCGCAAAUGAUGGAAAUGUGUCGUCACCCGUGAUGCCGCCACCGCUGCCGACUCUAGUUGGUUCGGAUGAUAUUGGUCUUGAAUGGGUGGAAAGGCGUUUGCACCCUCUUGUGGUGCCUCAUGUCAUCCCUAUGGAGAUGGUCAACACAACGCGAGGGCAUGGCGGUGGUGCAAUUGAAGAGAUGACGCCCGAGCUCCACCCACAAAGGCUCUCACAGGUGAGCGAACACCACUGCAUCAUGAGUCCAGGACCAGUGACCCGCAACCAGCGGGCAACUAGUCCAGAAGGGGAUAGACUGGUGCAGGCCAUCAAGGAGUCUCAUAGCUCACUAGUCGCCUCAAGGGGUUCUAUAAAGUGCAGGGACUGUGGAUGUAACUCCAGUUUUGGGUGCAAUAUCUGCCUAGAAGCAGCCAAAGAGCCGGUGGUUACACCGUGCGGUCACAUGUUCUGCUGGCCAUGCUUGUACCAGUGGCUUCAUGGACGUUCGGUCCACCCUGUGUGCCCUGUCUGCAAGGGAGGGGUACUCGAAGUAAACGUCACACCGAUUUAUGGAAGUUCAGGUGAUGAACGUGGCGCCUCCAACAAUCAUAUCCCUCCUAGGCCUCGUGCUAACAGAACUGGGAGCUUGAGGCAGCAUCUGGAAAUGCAGGAAUCAAGAGGCAUCGCAAACAUGGUGAGACAGUUUAUAGAAAAUCAGGAGAUAUUGAGAGCCAAUUCUGUUGCACCUGGAGGUGGGGGUGAGGUGACUGUGCUUCCUGCAGCCCAGCCAAGGGGUGGUAGGGUUCAGCGACAACAAAGACAAGAUAAUGAUGCAGGCAAUACAAAUUCCCCAACACUGCAGCAAGUGAGCAAUCCUGCCCCUCGGGGUGGCAUUCAGGUUACAAUGCAAUCUUCUAGUGCUGAUAAUGAUGCACUAGCAAUUCCUCAGCAGUCAUCAUCCAUGGAGCAGGCAUCGACUUCCAGCACCGUGGCUGUUAUAGUGGGGCAGACAGCCCAAAGUAGGAGGUCAAGGCCUUCGGAGUCUACCACAACCACAAGGAGAACAAGGAGGAGGAGGCAGCAGCAACAGCAGUAG
Brachypodium distachyon (stiff brome) is the source of this 1431-nucleotide messenger RNA. RefSeq lists its product as uncharacterized. The transcript has a single exon. Bases 1 to 1431 code for a protein of 476 amino acids. Gene Ontology annotation, molecular function: metal ion binding; ubiquitin-like protein conjugating enzyme binding; ubiquitin protein ligase activity. The record is from RefSeq and is a predicted model, not a curated record. Gene Ontology annotation, biological process: ubiquitin-dependent protein catabolic process. NCBI's taxonomy places the organism in Eukaryota, Viridiplantae, Streptophyta, Magnoliopsida, Poales, Poaceae. Gene Ontology annotation, cellular component: endoplasmic reticulum.